Molecule: messenger RNA, 5323 nt
Organism: Mesoplodon densirostris (Blainville's beaked whale)
Lineage: Eukaryota; Metazoa; Chordata; Mammalia; Artiodactyla; Ziphiidae
Gene: PHF20L1
Product: PHD finger protein 20 like 1
Exons: 21
Coding region: 297-3368 (1023 amino acids)
Biological process (GO): regulation of transcription by RNA polymerase II
Cellular component (GO): NSL complex
Source: RefSeq, a predicted model, not a curated record
GUCGCGUCAGGGCUGGCCGGCGGCGGAGGAGGCGAUGGCAGCGGAUACUGAGCGGGCUUGAGGGCUCGGACCUGCUCCCUUCCGCGCGACCUCGAGCCCGACCCCGCGUUGCGGCCCCAGCUCGCUCCGCUCCGCUCCUGCUCCCUCCCCGACCGCUGCCUGGGAGGAGGCGGAGGCGGAGUCCCGGGCUGGCCGUCCUGUUCGCGCCCCGGCUCGGCCCCGGACAGCCCGGCAACUGUGCAAAGAGGAGGCCGAGUCGGUAGUGAAAAGAGAAUUCCGAAGAACAGGAUCUCAAGAUGAGUAAAAAGCCCCCAAAUCGUCCUGGAAUCACUUUUGAGAUUGGUGCUCGUUUGGAGGCACUGGACUACUUACAAAAAUGGUAUCCAUCACGAAUUGAAAAAAUCGACUACGAGGAGGGCAAGAUGUUGGUCCAUUUUGAGCGCUGGAGUCAUCGUUAUGAUGAGUGGAUUUACUGGGAUAGCAAUAGGUUGAGACCCCUUGAGAGACCUGCAUUAAGAAAAGAAGGGCUAAAAGACGAGGAAGACUUCUUUGAUUUUAAAGCCGGAGAAGAAGUUCUGGCUCGUUGGACAGACUGUCGCUAUUACCCUGCCAAGAUUGAGGCGAUUAACAAAGAAGGAACUUUCACAGUUCAGUUUUAUGAUGGAGUUAUUCGUUGUUUAAAGAGAAUGCACAUUAAAGCCAUGCCCGAGGAUGCUAAGGGGCAGUUUCUGUUCCAGGUGAAAUCCCAGCAUCCACUAAGCUGGUGUUGUCCUAUCGACCCAGCUGGAUCGUGUAACCAGUCUAUGGGAAGUGAGGAUUGGAUAGCUUUAGUCAAAGCAGCUGCUGCAGCUGCAGCCAAGAAUAAAACAGGGAACAAACCUCGGACUAGCGCUAACAGCAAUAAAGAUAAAGAGAAAGAUGAGAGAAAAUGGUUUAAAGUACCUUCAAAAAAGGAAGAAACUUCAGCUUCUAUAGCCACACCAGAAGUUGAGAAGAAGGAAGAUCUGCCCACAUCUAGUGAAACAUUUGUAGGACUUCAUGUAGAGAACAUUCCAAAGAUGGUCUUUCCACAGCCAGAGAGCACAUUAUCAAACAAGAGGAAAAAUAAUCAAGGCAACUCAUUUCAGGCAAAGAGAGCUCGACUUAACAAGAUUACUGGUUUGUUGGCAUCCAAAGCUGUUGGGGUGGAUGGUGCUGAAAAAAAGGAAGACUACAGUGAAACGGCUCCAAUGCUGGAGCAGGCGAUUUCACCUAAACCUCAAAGUCAGAAAAAAAAUGAAGCUGACAUUAGCAGUUCUGCCAACACUCAGAAACCUGCACUGUUAUCCUCAACUUUGUCUUCAGGGAAGGCUCGCAGCAAGAAAUGCAAACAUGAAUCUGGAGAUUCUUCUGGGUGUAUAAAACCCCCUAAAUCACCACUUUCCCCAGAAUUAAUACAAGUCGAGGAUUUGACGCUUGUAUCUCAGCUUCCUUCUUCAAUGAUAAAUAAAACUAGUCCUCCACAGCCUGUGAACCCCCCUAGACCUUUCAAGCAUAGUGAGCGGAGAAGAAGAUCUCAGCGUUUAGCCACCUUGCCCAUGCCUGAUGAUUCUGUAGAAAAGGUUUCUCCUCCCUCUCCAGCCACUGAUGGGAAAGUAUUCUCCAUCAGUUCUCAAAAUCAGCAAGAGUCUUCAGUACCAGAGGUGCCUGAUGUUGCACAUUUGUCACUUGAGAAACUGGGACCCUGUCUCCCUCUUGACUUAAGUCGUGGUUCGGAAGUUACAGCACCGCUAGCCCCAGAUCCCUCUUACCAUAAUGAAUGCCCCAGGGCAGAAAAGGAAGAUACACAGAUGCUUACAAAUCUUUCUUCCAAAGCAGUAACUGAUGGAAGAGGAGCUCCAACAGCAUCAGGAAUAUCGAAAACAGAAAAAAAAGUGAAAUUGGAAGAAAAAAGCUCAACUACAUUUGGUAAGAGAAAAGAAAAGGAUAAAGAAAGAAAAGAGAAGAGGGACAAAGAUCACUACAAACCAAAGCAGAAGAAGAAGAAGAAAAAGAAAAAGAAAUCUAAGCAGCAUGACUAUUCAGACUAUGAAGACAGUCCCCUAGAAUGUUUGGAAAGGUGCUCCUCUCCACUAACUCGAUCUUCCGGGAGUUCUCUGGCUCUACGCAGCAUGUUUACGGAGAAAAAUGCAACAUAUCAGUACCCAAGGGCAAUUUUGUCAGUUGAUCUUAGUGGUGAAAACUUAUCGGAUGUGGAUUUCCUAGAUGAUUCUUCAACGGAGAGUUUGCUCCUAAGUGGGGAUGAGUACAAUCAGGACUUUGAUUCAACCAAUUUUGAGGAAUCUCAAGAUGAAGAUGAUGCGCUUAAUGAAAUUGUGCGAUGCAUUUGUGAAAUGGACGAGGAGAACGGCUUCAUGAUUCAGUGUGAAGAGUGCCUGUGCUGGCAGCACAGCGUGUGCAUGGGGCUGCUGGAGGAGAGCAUCCCGGAGCAGUACCUCUGCUACAUCUGCCGGGACCCUCCAGGUCAGAGAUGGAGCGCAAAAUAUCGUUAUGAUAAGGAUUGGUUGAAUAAUGGGAGAAUGUGCGGAUUAUCAUUUUUAAAAGAAAACUACUCUCAUCUCAAUGCCAAAAAGAUAGUUUCCACACACCACCUGCUUGCUGAUGUCUAUGGUGUUACGGAAGUCCUGCAUGGGUUACAGCUGAAGAUCGGAAUCCUAAAGAAUAAACAUCAUCCUGACCUUCGUCUCUGGGCUUGUUCUGGGAAGAGGAAAGAUCAAGUAAUUGCUGGGGUGGAAAAAAAACUAAUGGUGCAAGACACAGUUAAUGUGGAAGAAAAGAAGUAUCAUGUACAGAACCAUAAAGAACCACCUCGUUUGCCCCUAAAAGUGGAGGGAACUUAUAUAACAAGUGAACACAGCUACCAAAAGCCACAAAGUUUUGGUCAAGACUGCAAAACUCUCGCAGACCCUGGGAGCUCAGAUGAUGAUGAUGUUAGUAGUUUUGAAGAAGAACAGGAAUUUCACAUGAGAGAUAAAAACCGUUUACAAUACCCAGUAAAAGAAGAUGGAAAGCCCGGAAAGAAGAAUUCAGCUGAAAGGAAUACAGUAUUUGUUUAUAAUGAUAAAAAGGGCACUGAAGACCCGGGAGACUCACAUCUUCAGUGGCAACUCAAUCUCCUUACACACAUAGAGAAUGUGCAGAAUGAAGUCACCAGCAGGAUGGACCUGAUAGAAAAAGAAGUUGAUGUUCUGGAAAGCUGGCUUGAUUUCACAGGGGAGUUGGAGCCACCUGAUCCUCUCGCGAGGCUGCCCCAACUUAAACGCCACAUCAAACAGCUCCUAAUUGACAUGGGCAAAGUACAACAAAUAGCAACUCUCUGCUCUGUAUGACAGCAGUGAACACCUAAUGCAAAGAAUGUGGCUCUGUUCAGUCGACUAAUUUUUAUUAUCCACACAGCUGCUAAGUGGAUAGUUAAAAAGCUUAGUGAUGUUUGGUCAUUACUGAUUUGUGACAUCAAUAGGAUGGCACCUUGGAAAGGAAAAUGAAGAACAGCUUUAUCAAGGAAGCUAAUAUUAAAAAAAUUUAUGAACUAGAUACAAAUGAUAACGUGUCAUAUGCCAAGGAUCAGUGGAGGUAGAAUAUAAUCUAUGCUAAGGGAAUCAGAUUGGCAGGAGUUUUGAAUAGUUACUAACAUGAAGCUCGAGAUACCUGUAGAAAGAAAUAUGGUGUAUUACAUAGUUUUUAGUAGAAAGAUCUAUGUUUAUAAACCAACAUUUGGCCCAAACCAAAAUUGUAGAGGAAAUUUAAAUUCUGGAGAGUUCUAUAAGCUUGUUGUAAGAACUGUCUUCUCUGCAGUUGAUCUAGCUGCACUGAAGUUUAGAGUAUUGAAACUUUUAUAGGAUCAUGAGCUGUUUCUUAGGUGAUGAAUGUCCUUAAUCAGAAAACUGACAGUAGAAGUCUCACUUCUGAGGAAAACAGUUGUGGAAUUCUUACUUCAUUAUGAAUAUAUUGUAAAAACAAACAGCAAAAUAAUUGGAGUUUAUUGCUGGCAUUAAGCUCACUGUAAAAAACAGAAUGGCUCGCACAAGGGUCAGUGUGCCAAAUGAUGAUGUUACUGCUGGAAAGAGAAUUUUAAAUCCUGUGGGAGUUCUCUCACCCAAGUCUUACAUAAUGCCAUCAGCCCAUCAGAAACGCAUAUAUCACAUAUACUAUAUAGAGAAUAUAUGUAGUCAAAUUUCAGUAUUCAGGUUUCAACGUACAGUUUGAUCCUGAGUAUGCUUGGUUUUUGCCUUCAGAAAAAAAGAAGUUGUAAAUAACCUCAGCUGGGAUGAGGAGUGACAAAAAUAUCUAAAUAAUUUGUGGCUGUGGAUUUUUUAACUGCUGGUAGUGGAAUACUGGAAAAGCUUCAUUUCUGAAGAUGAAUUUUAUUUUUAAAAAAUACAUACGCACUCAAAACUCUUAGCUUUGAUCACAAAUGGACAGAUUUCUGAAACCAAAGGCAACUCAGUUGCUGUGUCAGCUCUUGCUGGAUUUCGAGCCCAGGCCCUCCCGUCUGCCAGUGCUCUUGUGAGUUGUGUGCUGCCCCCAGUGCUCUGCGUGCAGGUAUGCGUUAAGUGUGUGUGCUUGUUUGAAACAAACACUCAACGUACAUAUGUACAUAAUCUACACAUAUUUAUAUCUACACAUAUCUAGUUUUAUUACUAUAGACUAUAAGAAUUGGUGGUUAACAUGAAAUGUUACCUUUUAACAGACUGUUUUUAAAAAUUAAAAAUGUAUGUACAGGUUUUGAAACUUUUUUAAAAAGGAAAAAAGACUGUUAGGAGGCUAUUUGAUGACAUAUAACACUUGAAUAUUUUAUGCCUCGUUCUGUUUAUCAGUUCUAGCAAUCUGUAUAAAUGCAUUUUAGAACUGAUGGACAGUAAACUUGAAUUUAUCUUUGAUAAGAAUACAUGCCACUGUACAUUCAGAUAUUAUUUAAAUUUGCAAACACACUGUUCUAUAUGUAAGGUACUGUAUGUAAAACUCUUUAUUAAAACAAUUCCACAUAUCAUAAAAUUUCAGCUUGCCUUUUUGCAGCCUUAUAUUUUGAUGUAAAGAUGAUUAAAAGAAUGUGCAAAACAGUCAUUAGACAUUUUUAUUGCCUUUUGACAUUCUCCAACUUGACAAAUGUGCCAAAGAUCACAGACAUAAAAUACAGCCCUGUGUAUUUACUUAUGAUACAUUAACUUUGUCAAAAAUCUUACUGAGAAAUGAAAAGCUUUAGUAGAGGGAUAUGAAGUAGCUAUUAAAUUUGCAUAUUAAAGUAAAAAUAAUAGUGCCUAUAUUUCAUGUGUGGAGUAAAUUU